CUUGAAGAGAGGGAGAAAGAGAGAGGUGAGGCUCUCAAAGUGUCAUUAUGGUCGAAAUAUCUAGGAAUGAGUCUCUGCAGGAAGCACUCACUGCGGCACUGCCCAAAGGUGUCUCGUUCACCUUCUAUCACUACUCGACACCUCCGACCAAUUCGCCCGCACUCUUCAGUGCGCCGCCGCAACACAAACCCGAACGAACCUACUGCGAGUCGCACUUUUUGGCUGCAUCGAUAACUCCAGCGAAAUCGCAAACGGCUGUUCCUUCUGAUGAGCUACUGGUACUUGCGAUUGAAGUUCUGGUCUACUCAACGAAAGCCUUGACUACCAUCUUUGUCUCGAAAGCCGACUCGACCGGCUAUCUGACAGAGCUUAAUCUUCCACGCUCACAGGGGGCGUCACCUCCUAAGACAAUAUGCAGUACAUUUGUUUCUUGGUUGGCACGGAGGAGACAGCGUCCGGGGAAGAAGUUGGUAGUUUCUCUAUUUGCAAGAGCCCAGGAUCAAUAUUUGUUCCCUGCCAGCAUCGACAAUCCACAGAAACAUGUUUUGGACGACCGAGGCUUGAUAAAGUGGUGGUGUAAGGUAUUGAAUCCGCUUUUGGCUGAAUAUGCGCCGGAAGAGGACGUCAAGCCUCUCACGGAGCGGUUGAAGGAUGUCAAGGACAAAGCUUCGAACAACGGGGGAUUACGCACAGAAGAGCGUGCCACUUCGAAAGGAUAUCUCGUUAUACCUGGAUAUGAAGAACACGAAACAUUACGAUAUGUGUCUUCCCCAUCAGAUCGGAGCUCACAGCGCCGGUGGGCAGCAUCCCAUCCAUUGCUACAAAUCGCCCCCUAUCCUGGCGCCCCGCCACGUUGUCUAGUACCUCAUUUCCCCGAUGAUCCCAAAUCCAGGUUCCUCGAUGAAUUGGAUGAAGAGCUUCCGGAUGCACGUGCAGAGGAGAUGACCCAACAAGGAGGAACACCAAGUCGGAGUAAUGGCCAGUGGAAGAGCAUAAAGAGCUUGGAUCAGUUCUGGGAAACCAUGGCUUACCGGCAAGAGUGCUCUUCGGGUCGCAUAGUUGGGUUUAUUUGGGUGGUUAUCAAACAACCGAAGGACUCUCUCAAGGAAGAAGAGGGGGAGGAUGGGGAGGAAGGUUCAUCGCAAUCUCAGUCGCAGUACGAUUCGAAACCGAGCUCCUUCUCGCAGCCUACAAACACAACGAGAGGAGAGCACACAUCAAAGCCGAGGCGAAGGAAGACGAAUACCAACCACGGACCAAUUCCACUUCUGAUACCCAGGAUCAAAACCAACAGCUCUGAUCUAUCUUCUGCAUCAAUUGGAUCUACAGGGGCCUCAAGGAUUCCACCAGAGUCAACGGCUCACUUCACCUGGCCCGCAAAUACCCGAGGAACCAUCUUAUUCUCCGCUACAUCAUAUAACCGAGCGCAUGAAAUAAUGUUACAACAAAAUUUCGCGACACGAACUGCUGCAGCGAGAAGCACUAAAAGGUGGAAAGAUGAGGUUGCCGUUCUGGGAGGAGUCGAUAAGUGGGGAUGGGAAGUUACUGGACAGCACGAAGCCCAGACUCAAGCUUCAAGUACUGAGGGUGCAGCUCCAACAAUGAUCCUGGGAGUCAGAAAAAAGAGAAAGCCUGAGCCAACGACGGAGGAGCCGAGUGUACACGCAAACACGAACAGCGUACAGCACCUUGGGGAGAGUCUUGUCAGGAAGAAGCCAAAGGUUGGGGACGUGACUUCGUCUACUGAAAGCAUAAAUAGUGGUGCAAAUGAUAUCAAUGUGCUGAGUGCGGGAUUGGUUCGCAAGAAACCAAAGCAGUAGGACGAGGAGAGAGCUUUGGGGUCACAUUAUGUUUGCAUUUUCGGUGUUUGAUUUUUGGUCAUUGCAUAUCUUGCAAGAUCAGCAUGGACUGGAUAGCGAUCUAGCAUUUUCGCCCACAGAGGGUAUGGAGUUGGUUAUGGGGAAUGGGGAUUUGGACGUUAUUUGUGCUCUUCCGAGUACUCCGUACCUACUUGCGCUAUUAUUAGGUCGAGCAACAGAGUGCAAGGCUCGCACAGGUGGAUUACCAGACAAUUGGGACGCACAAAGUAUGAAGAAUCUAUUAAUUCAACGAUUAC
Aaosphaeria arxii CBS 175.79 is the source of this 2116-nucleotide messenger RNA. RefSeq lists its product as uncharacterized. Gene Ontology annotation, molecular function: histone H3K56 acetyltransferase activity. The transcript has a single exon. Gene Ontology annotation, cellular component: nucleus. The record is from RefSeq and is a predicted model, not a curated record. Lineage: Eukaryota; Fungi; Ascomycota; Dothideomycetes; Pleosporales. Gene Ontology annotation, biological process: DNA damage response. The coding region runs from base 48 to 1820 and encodes 590 amino acids.